This is a messenger RNA of Aspergillus viridinutans, 1560 nucleotides long. RefSeq lists its product as uncharacterized. The transcript has 2 exons. The record is from RefSeq and is a predicted model, not a curated record. Lineage: Eukaryota; Fungi; Ascomycota; Eurotiomycetes; Eurotiales; Aspergillaceae. Bases 1 to 1560 code for a protein of 519 amino acids.
AUGGCGGAUGUCGGUGAGUUGGCAGUUGAGUUGGUUGGAGAAGCCCUCUCUUCUGGAGACCCCCUCUCUGCCGCGGUCAAACUGCUCGUUGGGGCAGGAGUAAAAAUCACCCAGUUCUACCUCGACCGCCGAGCCUGUCAGCAAUUCCUUGAGGAGAUCCAGACGCUUUUUGUCCGCCUGACCAAGCUGGGGUAUCUCACACCGCUGAUGCCUGCCUCGCAGGAAGAGGCUAAAACGGCCCGGGUCGGAUGGAUAAUGACUCCAGCCGGAGUGGAGAGGUUGUUCUUCACCGCAUACACAGACAUCAGUCGUGCGCGCGACCGAUUCGGACUUUCAGCCGGACGCCUCAAAUCAUUCGGAUUACAGGAACCGGUCAUCGUGAAUGUCAACUCCCCGUCCAAAGGCGCCGCUAUCCGCGAGCGCCUAGGAGCAACGUGGCCGGCGGAGUAUCGCGAAUGGAUGCUGCAACGCAUCAAUCCCUUUCAGUUUAUGCCGACUAUUGCGAAGACUGUUCUGGGCCGGUAUGCGCUCAGCAUGGUCCGCAAGUCGUUGCGCUCGCCAGCGCACCAUGAUCUCCUUCUCGCCCGAAUCCUCGGCCUGGCGCAGUUCUGCGGUCUGGGAGAAGUGAGUCUCGCCGACCUGAUUGAGCUGAUGGCCCAUGCUUGUUACUAUGAACGAGUGGCGAGACGCUAUAUUGCGGCCAUGCUCGGAGUGCAUUACACUGUCUUCACAGGGUACGCGUUGGCAGACAGCUUUAACGGACAGCUGUUGGGGAGUCUGGAGAAUCCGUUUGAGAAUUUUGCUGAGCUAGCGGCAAAUUUCUACGAUUCGCUGGUGCAGAUCGGCGUUGUGGAAUACGGCAAACCCCGACUCAACCGAGCAGAGGACAUGCCAAAUGUGAAAUUUAAGAUCGACCGCGGAGCAGGUCCGAAGCACGGUGAGCCCAUUUACAUGAUAUCCGGCUGGGCCGAAGCGCUUCUUCGCCGGCCGCGGAAUCAUCCACAUGUCCGCUCGGUGGCCAAGGACUUUACCAUCGGACUCGCAAAGGAUGUGGGCAAGAGCUUCGUCCCUUCGCCGCUGCUAAGAAAGAUGGGCAAUUUGGGGCGGAAUGUUUUGAAACAGGACGUGCAUGGGAACAACUGUUAUUAUGCUGCCGAGCUCGAGACGAUUGCCGUCAGUAUCAAAAGGACACCAGGAGGGCAGCUGGUGGGCAAAGUAUCGCAGUUUGGCGACUUUCGGCCCAUUCCCUUUGGUGGCCAGGGGGUUUUCGGUGUGCAGUGCGGGUGCCAUCAAGCCGAUCCUAAGAAGACCAUCCAGGGGUCCAGUCUUAAUGGUUGUUCACUAGCGAGUAUGCACAAGUAUCGAGCGGACGAGAAGCUGCACAUCGGGUAUGACGAGACGGUCUACCACUGGACGGCCGGAGACCUGCCCAUGAUCCUCUUCUGGGCAGACGGACAUGUUACAGGGACGUAUAUCCAAGUUGCUGGGGAGUGUGUAUAUUGCGCUACCAGUCGAGCAUUCGGGACUGGGUGUAAUCUCAUCAUAGCAGGAGGAUGGUGA